AGAGCAAAUAAACAGAGGCAACCGACUGACGAGGUUGUGAAAUUGACGACGUCACGACGAUUUGCGGCGGGAAGUGGGUUCCGAACAACAAUUAAUUGUAUAUAUAUAUAUGUUUUUUAUAUAUUAAAACACUUUUUGGGGGACACAAAAGGCCACUUUGGAAGUGAUUGACCUACAAUGGCGUCUCGUUCGGUACCGGGUCUGCUGCUGGAAACUCUGAAGGAUCUGGGCAAAUCUGAUCUGAAGGAAUUUCAGUGGCACCUGAUAAAUGGUGGUGUGUUGGAUGACUGCUGCUCUAUCCCAAAGGCCCGAUUGGAGUGUGCUGAAAGGGAGGACACUGUGGAUAGAAUGGUGGAAACUUACAUGGAAAAGGGUGCUGUGAAGAUCACACUGGCGAUUCUGAAGGUGAUGAAACAAAACAAUCUUGCCAAGGAUUUAAAUGAUAAGUACACAGCUCUAGCAGGAGGUCCAGGCCAUGUUGGGGUAGCAGGUGCAGGGAGGGGAUCUUCUGCUGUCCAACCCAUCACAAUCUCAGCUCAGAAUGGGAGCUAUGCCAUUUGUCCCAUAGUGACUGGUAACACUGUUGCUGGAUCAAUCAAUUUCCCUACAGGCCCUGCAGCAUCCCAACUUCCCAGGCCCUGAAAGAAGCAGACCCUUUCCUGGUGUCAGACCUGGAGGGAUAGACCACCUCCUAAUACACUGCCAUAUCCAUAAUUGGCUACUUCAUUCCGUUGGAAGAUAAGACCAAAUAUUUAAUAAAUCAUGCAAAUUGUGAUAGUUUUCUACAUAAAUGUAUUAGAAUAUAUAUUUUUUAAAUAUUACAACAUUAAUUAAAAAAUACAUUCCUAUGA
Messenger RNA from Coregonus clupeaformis (lake whitefish), 851 nucleotides. Its product is annotated as caspase b. NCBI's taxonomy places the organism in Eukaryota, Metazoa, Chordata, Actinopteri, Salmoniformes, Salmonidae. The record is from RefSeq and is a predicted model, not a curated record. The transcript has 4 exons. The coding region runs from base 178 to 642 and encodes 154 amino acids.